Camelus dromedarius (Arabian camel) is the source of this 927-nucleotide messenger RNA. RefSeq names its product protein phosphatase 1 regulatory inhibitor subunit 14D (gene PPP1R14D). Gene Ontology annotation, molecular function: protein serine/threonine phosphatase inhibitor activity. The transcript has 4 exons. NCBI's taxonomy places the organism in Eukaryota, Metazoa, Chordata, Mammalia, Artiodactyla, Camelidae. Gene Ontology annotation, biological process: regulation of phosphorylation. The record is from RefSeq and is a predicted model, not a curated record. Gene Ontology annotation, cellular component: cytoplasm. The coding region runs from base 240 to 686 and encodes 148 amino acids.
CACUGCUCGGGAGUGCCACUCACUGGCGGCAAGAAGCCAGGAGACUGGCAUUUCCAGCACCAGACAAAGAAAGGCCUGUUGAUCUUUGACCCCCACCUUCCAGGAGCCUUGGCCCUCCCUCCAUCCCUCCCACCUUUCUUCCCUGCUGGCCUUUCCCUCUGUUCUCGGUCUCCUCAUUCCCUGGCACCCUUGCUCUGACUGCCAGUUUUUCCCAGCUCCUUGCCCAGACCAAUCCUUCCAUGCUGUCUUCAAGCCCUCCUUCCUGCACGUCUCCCAACCCGGACAAGGAGAAUCCAAGUAAAAAUGUCCAGUGGGCUUCCGGGAGGAGAAGGAUAUCAUCCUCAGACUCAGAGUCAAAGUCCCACUCCGACCCCGCCAAAGCCUCCAGGUCCCGGAGAUCCAGCCGGCUGACGGUGAAGUAUGACCGGGGGCAGCUCCAGCGCUGGCUGGAGAUGGAGCAGUGGGUAGACGCCCAGGUUCAGGAGCUCUUCCAGGAUCACCCAACUCCUUCUGAGACUUCUGAGCCUGAGAUUGACCUGGAGGCUCUCAUGGAACUAUCCACAGAGGAGCAGAAGACUCAGCUGGAGGCAAUUCUCCAAAACUGCCCCCGCCCCACAGAGCCUUUUAUCUCUGAGCUGCUCAGUCAACUCAAGAAACUUCGGAGACUCAGUCGGCCUCAGAAAUAAGCCACCUUCAUCAGCCUCAGUACUGCCAGGUCGGCCCUGAACCUCUGGAUCCUGGGCUGAGAGGAAAACAGCUCCUUGGGACACUGACAAGGAAUAUGGAGAAUGAAGAGGGACAUUUGGACACCCCUGUGUAUGUGCAGUCACAGCUAGUUCCUGUCAGCUGGGCUUUCUGGAAGCCAGUCAUGGCUGUUGCCCAGUGCUUUCCUUGGCAGCCAAGUAGAUAAAAUCUUCAGGAGCCCCA